AUGGCCUUACCUAUCGACAAUGAAGUUGGCCUUCAAGGUGAAAAUGACAACUUGACGCCCAGGGCCGAAAGGCCGGUUUUCGACGUCGUUGGAGCUCGAGUCGAAGUGCCAUUAGAUGUUAAUUCGCAUAUAGCCAUUGAGGAAAACCUACGUUCUGAACCUGGAAAUAGCAUUCAUGGUGGCAGCAAUAGCUCAGUUGCAGAACCAAACCAAGAUACCGAGCAGGCCAGAGCCCAGUCCACCCUGAGAAGCCACCCACAAAAUGGAACCAGCCAAAGGAAGCUCUUGGAGAGCGUGGACGAGGAGGAAAAGAGGACGAAUAGGGAGCGGUAUAAGAUAGCUAAGAAGGAAGCAAAGUUAGCGGUUACAACGGCCAAGACUGCUGCGUUUGAACGCUUGUAUGAAGAACUUGGAGGCAAAGGAGGAGAUAAGAAGUUGUACACACUAGCCAAGAACUUGAAAAUGCUGCCUCCUGAUCAAGUUAGUCCUUGUGCUAAUGAUGAUUUCCAAGAUAAUCAACAGCAAUCAAAUCAUGUCAAGUUAUCAGUUCUUCACGAAUCGUUACAUCCAGUGACACUCAAAACAUUGCAGUUUGAAGAUAUUUCAUACACCAUAAAAUUAGAAAGCAACAAAGGAAUAAGUUAUUUUUCAACACCACAACGAAAGCAAAAUCGCGCUAUAUUACAAGGUGUUACAGGUAUAGUUCAUCCUGGUGAAUUUUUAGCUAUGUUAGGUCCAUCAGGAAGUGGAAAAACAACUCUAUUAACAGCUUUAGCUGAAAGACUCCCUGGAAAAUUAUCCACUGGCUCCAUUACAUACAAUGGACAACAAUUUUCGAGUUAUAUGAAACGAAAAAUUGGUUUCGUGACACAAGAUGAUGUAUUAUAUCCUCAUUUAACCGUGCUCGAGACACUAACAUAUGCUGCUUUAUUAAGGUUACCAAAAAAAUUAACCAAACAAGAAAAAACCGAACAUGCAGAGUUUGUUAUCGUCGAAUUAGGGUUAACAAGGUGCAAAAAUAGCAUAAUUGGUGGGUCUUUAUUCAGAGGAAUUUCAGGAGGAGAAAGAAAAAGGGUAAGUAUUGGACAAGAAAUGCUAGUAAACCCUAGUUUAUUAUUACUCGACGAACCAACUUCAGGACUUGAUUCGACUACAGCUCAAAGAAUUGUUGCAACGUUACGAUGGUUGGCUCGAGGUGGAAGGACGAUUGUUACAACAAUUCAUCAACCGUCGAGCAAGUUGUACAGAAUGUUUGAUAAGAUUAUUGUGUUAACUGAAGGUUGUCCAAUUUAUUGUGGGAAAAACAGCCAUGUUAUGGAGUAUUUUGAAUCCAUUGGUUAUGUUCCUGGAUUUGAUUUCAUGAACCCUGCUGAUUUUCUGCUUGAUUUAGCUAAUGGUGUGUCUCCUGAUACUAGGCAGGAUGAUCUGCAUGAAUCUUUACCAAAAUCAGAUCAAACUGAAAAUCAAAAUGCAACCAAACAGUUCUUAAUAGCCUCCUACAAGAAGAACAUUUAUCCAGCUUUGAAGGAGGAAAUUGAUCAAAGUUUCAGGCACCCGAUUCGAUUAUCAUCAAGAAGUCGUGAUGAAAAUCAAUGGACCACAAGUUGGUGGUUACAAUUCAAAGUUUUGCUACAAAGAGGACUUAAAGAACGCAAACAUGAGUCUUAUUCAGGCUUAAGAAUUUUCCAAGUCAUGUCUGUUUCAUUUCUCUCAGGACUCCUUUGGUGGCACUCUGAUACUAACCAUAUAAUGGAUCAGGUGGGAUUACUAUUUUUCUUCUCAAUAUUCUGGGGAUUCUUUCCAUUAUUCAGUGCAAUAUUUGCAUUCCCACAAGAGAGGCCAAUGCUUAUAAGGGAACGUUCCUCUGGAAUGUAUAGACUUUCAUCUUACUAUUUUGCAAGAACUGUGGGUGAUUUACCUAUGGAACUUAUACUUCCAACAAUUUUUGUGACAGUAACAUACUGGAUGGGAGGUCUAAAACCUUCGAUAAUCGCGUUUUUAUUAACCCUUUUAAUCAUUCUAUUAAAUGUGCUAGUUGCUCAAGGACUUGGCCUGGCCUUGGGUGCAAUAUUGAUGGAUGUUAAACAAGCUACAACGUUAUCUUCAGUGUUGAUGCUUGUGUUUUUACUAGCCAGUGGAUACUAUAUUCAGCACAUUCCAUCGUUCGUCGCGUGGUUGAAAUAUGUCUCGUUUAGUCACUAUUGUUACAAACUUCUUGUGGGAGUUCAGUAUUCGAGGUUUGAAGUUUAUGAGUGUGGAAUUGGUGAAGAAUGCAGAGUGAUGGAUUUUCCAGCUAUUAAAUGUCUUGGCAUUGAUAAUUUGGUAUUGGAUUUGGUAGCUUUGGUUGUGAUGUUGGUGGUUUUUAGGAUUUUGGCUUAUGUUGCUUUGAGGUUUUGGCAUCAAUAACAUUAUAGUAUUAGAAAUGUGAGUUAGAUUAACAUUUGUAUCUUCUUGAAGUUAAACUGAUUAACAUAUUAUUGUUCUGAA
Nicotiana tabacum (common tobacco) is the source of this 2487-nucleotide messenger RNA. NCBI's taxonomy places the organism in Eukaryota, Viridiplantae, Streptophyta, Magnoliopsida, Solanales, Solanaceae. The record is from RefSeq and is a predicted model, not a curated record.